CUAAAAAGGCUGAAGAACCGUGAGAGGCUUCUUAAAAAUUAGAGAAAUAGUUUCUUUGGGGAAAACAGUUGCAGUGCAAUGGAAUUUUUCUUUCCCCUCCAUGGGAAUGGUGGGAGGGUGCUUCCCUUUACCCCGAGCAGACUGUGAGGUGCUUCAAAAGGACUCUGACCUUGACCUGUGUCAACUGCAAUCUGUGUAGCCUGGAGGCUGGUGGCAGAUCAUGCCUGGAAACAGCCUAAAGGCCAGAGGCUGUGGCUGACUGGUGCCCUGGUGGCCGAGGAGAUGACUGCACUGGAAUCUGUCUGUGCUCCUGUCUUGCCAGGGCAAAGGAUGCCCAAGUGAGUGCUUCCCAUCGCAGACAAGCAGGAUAAGGCCCUGUGGGGCUUGUGAAAAUACUGCAGAAGAGGAUCGCCUGCACAGCAGUGGUAUGAUCUCAACAAAAGGGAUGACCACCCUAUCCUCAGAGGCUGAAGGAGGAAACGUAGGCAGCCAGCUACAGGAACACAGAUAACAGACAAGAGAGUGUCCAGAAGACAUGCCAUUCUUGAGGUGGCAGAUGGUCAGCUGCGAAUCAAACCGGUCUCACAAGAACUCACUCACUAUUCCGAAGAUAGCACCAAGCCAUGAGGGAUGCCCACCCCCAUGAUUAAAAUACAUCCCACCAGGCCCUGCUUCCAGCAUUUGUGGAUUACAAUUCAACAUGAAUUUCAGGUACACACAAAUCCAUGUUUUUAUCAGUCUUCAGAGAAGAGUCAGCUUGUACCAUUGAAGACAAAUCUAUGGUGCUGUUUGAAUCCUGGAGAUAGUUUUUCUUUGUUAGUUGACAAAUACACAUUCCGCGUUCUCGCUAUACCCACUGAAGUGAAAAUGGAAUGUACCUUAAGGGACAUGGAUGAAUCUGGAAAACAUCAUCCUCAGCAAACUGACACAAGAACAGAAAAUGAAACACCGCAUAUUCUCACUCAUAGAAACAGUCAAAUGCUUGAUGAAGAUAAUGUAUUGAAUGAAACACCAAAAUCCCCUGUUAUUAAUUUAUCUCAUGAGACUACUGGUGCCUCACAACUGGAAGGAAGUGCAGAAAUAGCCAGGACCCAGAUGACUACCACAAAUAGUGUGUCUUUCCUAGGUGAAUGUAGAGACUUCAGUAAGCAGCAGCCAGUCCUUGCUGAGAGGAAAAGAAUCCUUCCAGCUUGGAUGUUAGCAGAACAUUUAAGUGAUCAAAACCUUUCAGUACCAGCAAUCAGUGGAGGUAACAUAACCCAGGGAAGUGGAAAAGAAGAAAUCUGCAAAGAUAACACCCAACUAAACAUAACACAGCAAGGAAGAAGGCAAUUAAUUUCUGCAGGAAGUUCAGAAAAUAUAUCAGCAGAACAAGACACAGGAGAAAAGUGCAAAAAUGCUGAUCAGGAAGAGUCUGUCAUUUCAACAAAGGAAAUGCCACAAUCAUUCUCUGCAGUCACAUUAAGUAAUGCAGAGAUGAAUAAUAUUAAGACUAAUACACAGAGAAAUAAACUUCCAAUAGAGGAACUUGGUAAAGUUUCUAAACGUAAAAUUGCCACCAAAAGAAAACCACAUGAAGAAGAUGAUGCAGUGAGCUGUUUUGAGAAUUGUUUGAGUGCCCAGGGCGAGUCAUUCCGGGAUGAGUCUCAAGGGUCUCAUCCUGAGUCCAGCUCUAAUCCCUCCAAUUCAGUUCUACAAGGUUCUGAAGAAAACAUGGUCAAGAGGACGUCCUGCAUGUAUGGGGCAAACUGCUAUAGGAAGAAUCCUGUUCAUUUUCAAUGUUUUAGUCAUCCUGGUGAUAGUGAUUAUGGAGGUGUACAAAUUGUGGGCCAAGAUAAGACUGAUGACCGGCCUGAAUGUCCCUAUGGACCAUCCUGUUAUAGGAAGAAUCCCCAGCACAAGAUAGAAUACAGACAUAGUAUGCUUCCAGUCUUCUGUUUUUCAGUGAGAAAUGUUUUAGAUGAAGAUAAUGAUAAUGUUGAGCAACCCAAUGAGUAUGACCUCAAUGACAGCUUUCUAGAUGAUGAGGAAGAAGACUAUGAGCCAACAGAUGAAGAUUCUGACUGGGAACCAGGAAGAGAAGAUGAAGAGAAGGAAGAUGUGGAAGAGCUUUUGAAAGAAGCAAAAAAGUUUAUGAAAAGAAAAAAAUAACUCACUUCUGUAGUCAUAUAUACUGUACAUUUACUUCUUCUUUGUCGGAAAACAUUUAUGAACUAAGGAGGUACUUAAGUGACAGUUAUUUUUCUUCUUUUGAUAAUGAUUUUUACUACUGACUGUUUACAAAUAAGACAUUGAAAUGUCAGCCUUCAGUAUAGUGGAUGGAAUUUAUUUUGUUGCCUUGCCUUUUUUUUUUCCCACUUAAAGCAUAUGGAAAUAGGAAGACAGAAAAGGUAGAGUAAAAAUGGAUAUUUUUAAUGUGCUUUUACAUAUUGAUAAUAAGUAAAAGCCAUAGGUUGUACAAAA
Molecule: messenger RNA, 2463 nt
Organism: Callithrix jacchus (white-tufted-ear marmoset)
Lineage: Eukaryota; Metazoa; Chordata; Mammalia; Primates; Cebidae
Gene: APLF
Product: aprataxin and PNKP like factor
Biological process (GO): double-strand break repair
Cellular component (GO): site of double-strand break; nucleus
Molecular function (GO): DNA-(apurinic or apyrimidinic site) endonuclease activity; 3'-5' exonuclease activity; protein binding
Source: RefSeq, a predicted model, not a curated record